AUGCGCCGACGACUGGAGCGUGUCCAAGGGGGUCCCGCCAUGAGCAGCCCCAACAAGAUCCCCCACGUGGCGGGGGAAAAUUCAGAAUCCGGCACAUGGUCAGCAUGGGGUCUCUCCCCGCGCGAGUGGGGGGAGGUGCAGUCGGUACUUCGCGCAGAAACGCCGUCGGCCAGCCAGGAGUCCGGCCAACAGACAAGCGCGGCACGGAGAAGCCGGGGACCUGACGAGGGGUGCGGAACUCAGGCCUCCCCACCCGCGCGGGCAGAUAUUCGCUCAGCGUCGGCGCGCGCAGGGGAGUCACCUGGCCGGGGUCCGCGGCGAAGGGGGGACCGUUGGUCACCUCAAUGUGGACGUGAGUCGGCCCCCCGCUCGCCCGGGCCUGCCUCACCACCUCCACAAACGUGUUCGCGGCGCGGUCGAGGGCAGGAUCCUGCUGGCGACCAUUACCGCCACGCCCUCCACCAUUGCGCCGGCCCCGCCGGCCCGCUGAACCUGCCGAGUGCGGACGCGGGGGGGUCUGCUCGCGGCGACCCGAAUCCCAGCGAUGCCCAGACGACCCCCUCCCCCGCGUCGCCGGAGAUCGCCGCGGAGAGCGUUGCUCGGGGGAUCGCGCUCGGGGUGAGCGCUGGCCUGCCCGGCCACGAAGAGAUGGGCAGCGAGGAGAGCGAUGGCCUGCAGGGGACAGCUGAUCGCCAGCGCCGUCCCGCUGAUCCUCGUGACGCUCUGGGGAGCGGCGGCGAGGAGAUUGCUGCCGCGGCUACUGACGCGGCGGCGACCGCCCGCGUUCCUGACGCGGCUGAUCAGCAGGUCGGUUCGAUGCAAUCUGAGCGGGGACCCACGAGUACUCCGGCUGGUGGGGCUGAGGAGCGCGUCGAAGAGGAAGAGACAGCCCGCGCUCCAGGCGAGGGACAGGCUCAGACGCCGAGGGGCGCGCAGCAGCGUGAGGACGGGGAGCAGCGGGCCCCUGAGCUCGGGGCGGGUCAAGACGUGCGCUCUCCGCAGUACUCUCCUGCGCGCGGUCGCGACCCGCGGUUGGGUCCAUUACGCCGGAGCACGGAGCCACGGACGCCAGCAGGCCGCCAAAGGCGGGGCCGUGGAUCUACCUCCGCGCCUCAGCCAGCACGCCGCGGCGCAGCGGCAGGCACGACGCCGCGGGGAAGCCGCGUGGCUGGAGGUGGGAGACGAGGCAGACGCAGAGGAGGCGUCACAGUUCAGCGACGGGGGGCUAGUAGCUUCGCGAGGGCCGCUCACCGGAUCCUGCGGGGGAGGGCUGGAGAUGGAGAAAACUCGAGUGAUGAAAACUCCGUGGGUGACCCAUUAUUUAACCCUGAAAGAGAGGGGAGUUCUAGUCCCUCUCCUCAGGUGGACGAGGCAGAGCAGCACGAGGAGUUGGAUCGAAACCCAACACAUAGCCGAGGCGCAUCUGCAAUUUGA
Molecule: messenger RNA, 1434 nt
Organism: Closterium sp. Naga37s-1
Lineage: Eukaryota; Viridiplantae; Streptophyta; Zygnematophyceae; Desmidiales; Closteriaceae
Source: the annotation of a GenBank genome assembly